CAUUGCAGAUAAAGAUCGAUCCAGAUUUUACUUUGAAAAUCAGGGCCGGAAAUACAAAGCUUGUACUUUAAAUGAAUGAAAGGCGUCAGUGCUGAUAGAUGAGUAACUUGUGCCGAGACACUAAUAUGUCCAGGAAAAGUAGUUCGAUGAUCACAGCUCUGUCACCGCUAUAACUAUCCUGAGCCCGCCGCCACAGUCCAAAAGCUUGUUCUGCUCACCAGAUUCCAGAUCUCCAGAUUAUGGACACAUAAUCAGGGUCCUUGGUCAGCAGUCUUUCAGUAGACAGCGGCUAAAAGUUAUCGAUAUGGCCUUGUGGAUUAUUCAGAUGAAUGUGAUGGUACUAUUGGUAUUCAUCAGUAGCAGCCAGGCGAGGAGGGACAAGGUGCUCUACUGUUCUGCAUGCAAGGCGAUUGUGGAUGAACUGAAGUACUCAGUCAGUCGUGUAGACCCAAAGAAAACCAUCAAUGUUGGCAGCUUCAGACUCAGUCCUGAUGGAACCAUAAAAGACAAAAAGGUACCUCUCGCUCGCUCAGAGACUCACCUCAGCGAGCUUCUCGAUGGGGUGUGCAACAGCAUGAGCGAUUACGCCCUUCACAUGGACCCCAACACCAAGGUGAAACAGUACAUGAGGUUUGCUCCCAGGAGCAGUGAGGCCAGUGGAGACUUCCCAGACUUUAACAACUUCCAGUUUGAUGGACCCGAGGCACACAAUGGCCUGAAAUUUGCAUGUGAAAGCGUCGUCGAAGAGCUGGAGGAUGAUAUCAUCUCUCUGUUCAGUCAGGGCGUAGAGCAUGUGCACGAGGAGUUAUGCAACAGAAUCUCAGACUACUGUAAAGAGAGCAGCCACACAAAUGAGGAGUUAUAGUAUUUUGUAUUCUUAGUGGACAAUGGUGAAACCAGUGUUGAGGCCUUAACAUUUUUAUUUUGACAAAUAAUCAACAAACUUUUAAAAUAAAUAAAAGAGAAAAUCUUGAAACCA
Messenger RNA from Larimichthys crocea (large yellow croaker), 979 nucleotides. It is a transcript of the gene cnpy1, whose product is annotated as canopy FGF signaling regulator 1. The transcript has 7 exons. The coding region runs from base 305 to 865 and encodes 186 amino acids. The record is from RefSeq and is a predicted model, not a curated record. Gene Ontology annotation, cellular component: endoplasmic reticulum. NCBI's taxonomy places the organism in Eukaryota, Metazoa, Chordata, Actinopteri, Sciaenidae.